AUCCCACACCUCAACGACGUCGACUCUCUCUUCUCGCAGCGCCAGCGCACUCGCCUUCAUCCUCAUCCUCCAUCCUUGAAUUCUUCCUCGACGCCUUCGCCCGAGCUACAACAUCGCAACCAUGGCCAACGACGAGUAUGAUUUCCUCUUCAAAGUCGUGUUGAUCGGAGACUCUGGAGUCGGAAAGUCCAACCUUCUCAGUCGAUUCACCCGAAACGAGUUCAACCUAGACUCCAAGUCGACUAUCGGUGUCGAGUUCGCCACUAGGUCCAUCCAGGUCGACUCCAAGACGAUCAAGGCCCAGAUCUGGGAUACCGCUGGCCAGGAGCGAUACCGCGCCAUUACCUCCGCCUACUACCGAGGUGCUGUGGGCGCCCUACUCGUCUACGACAUCAGCAAGCACCAGACCUACGAGAACGUCACGCGAUGGCUCAAGGAGCUGCGAGAUCACGCCGACGCCAAUAUCGUCAUCAUGCUGGUUGGAAACAAGAGUGAUUUGCGACACCUCAGGGCUGUUCCCACCGAGGAGGCCAAGUCCUUUGCCAGCGAAAACCACCUGUCCUUUAUCGAGACUUCUGCUCUCGACGCCAGCAAUGUCGAGCUUGCCUUCCAGAACAUUUUGACCGAGAUCUACCGCAUCGUCUCCAGCAAGGCCCUCGACAGCGGCGACAGCGCUCAGGCCACCAUAGGUGCGGGCACCAACAUUUCGCUCAGCAAGCCGGCCGACGACGAUGCUUCAAAGGGCGGAAAGUGCUGUUAAGUUCUCUGAGGGGACCGUUUCCCAAUGGUCAUAGGGCUUUGGGGGUUUGGGAUACCUGGCGUCUCGUUUGUCCCCGGAAACGCUCGUCGCCGAAGGAGAGACUGGAGGAGACGAGGAAUCGUGAUACGUCUUUUUUUGAUAUCAGAAGGCGCGGUUACUUCGGCUUUCCUUUGUUCUUAUUUUUGUCAUGAUGGUUGUCUGGGGUUGAUGCGUCCAACGAUCGCUGCGACAUGGUCAUCUUAACGUAGCUGAAUGAAUUCUUUAUAAUGUUUCCCCUGAUCAUGUCUGAGCUAGACACACGUCAUCACUCCUCAGUUGUUCCAGAGGCGCAGGAAGCUCAAGAUGUGCUCUAAAUGGAUGCCUGCUUGGUAGAUGGCGGGGUUGAAGGCGUCAGAUCAUGUAAUCUCGUAGACGACGUCAGCAUUGACCUCUCUACUAGCAGUUCCCACGAUAUUCAGACCUUCAAU
Fusarium vanettenii 77-13-4 is the source of this 1227-nucleotide messenger RNA. RefSeq lists its product as uncharacterized. The transcript is spliced from 5 exons. NCBI's taxonomy places the organism in Eukaryota, Fungi, Ascomycota, Sordariomycetes, Hypocreales, Nectriaceae. Gene Ontology annotation, cellular component: recycling endosome. Gene Ontology annotation, biological process: exocytosis. Bases 122 to 760 code for a protein of 212 amino acids. The record is from RefSeq and is a predicted model, not a curated record. Gene Ontology annotation, molecular function: GTPase activity; GTP binding.